UAACCUCAAGGGUUGGGAUGUUGUUGUAUCGCACUGGUUGGGAAUCAGACAGAACAGGCAGAGCGAUGUUUCAAAAGCGCCACAAUGUUUACAUUUUGGUGAAAACAACCCAUGAACUCUCUCAGUCAAGUGCUUCACAUUUCUGUUUGUGCUAAAAUAGUUCCAGCUUUAUAGUCCACCAGCAGGAGGCGCUGUAACAGCCUGGCCCACCAAGGCCCACCCUUAGUAUCUCAUCUCACCCAGGUCAUCUGUUGUUAUUUAUGCAUCUAUAAAAGAUGCACUGCUGAGAAAGAGAGAUAGAGAAACCAAAAGACAUCUGUCUUCGCUGAACAGCUGUACUAAUAAUGGCCUCAGUCAUUAUUCCAAAGCAUGUACCAGAAUGCACGAACAUCACCAUAUUAGGUUUACUAGAUUAAUACAUAUUCUAAAUACAACUGAACGCGUAAUACAAUAUUCAAAUUUAAAUCUUGAAUCAUACAUUUGAACCCAAUGAUAAUGAUGACCAUAUCGUCGCUGUCCUUCCAAAACCUCAGAUGUCCAAAUUUACAGUUUUUCAGGAAAUAGAAAAACACUGUACUUUUUAAAUGAUUAAAUGAUGUUGUCAAAGUUGAAAAGCAGUUUUUAAUACUGUUAUUGGUUAGACUUUUGCAAACUCCAGUGACAAACACAAAGGAUGACUAGUAAUAGUGAUUUACGGCAAAAAAAAUCACGAAAUAUGGAGAUACAAGGUUUCAGAAGGACAGCAGCUAUAUUUAGGGUUAGAUAUUUAAAUUUUCAUAUGAAAGAUCAAUGUUAGAUGUAUAGCUUCUUUUUAAGGUAUAUUUAAAGUAUUGUUUGAGGAUAUGCACCUGAGUUUCAUUCAGAAUCAAAUCUAAUGUGCUCAAAUUUAUAAAAAUAGAUGGAUAAAUUAUUAAACAAAUCAAUAAAUGUGUCAAAUAUAUUUUAUGUACAUGUCGUUUAUUUUAAAGUAUUAUUUAUUGAUUUAAUUUAACAAUCUUUACUUUCUAAUAUUCUGUUAUAAAUUAAAAGAUUCAGCGCUUGCAACACCAAGGUCAUGGGUUCGAUUCCAGAACACCACAAACUGAUAAGAAAUUAGUAUAUCUUUAAAGGGGUCAAAUGGCGUAAAUACAUGUUUUUCUGUGUCUUUGGUGUGUUAUAAGUUGCCCAUGCAUGUAUUAGACAUUGGCACUGGUUAACUGGCCAAUCAGAGCACACCUCGCUUUUCAGAGCGAUGAGCUUUGUAAACAACUUGUGCAUUUCAGAGAGGCGGGGCAAAGAGGAGAUACAAACAUGCACGGUAUGUGGAAAAUGCAGCAUUUUUGAACCUUCAAUCAUGCAUACACAUUGCAUUACAUCUAAAACAAACGAUAAUUUUCGUUUUAGUCGUGUCAUAUGACCCCUUUAAUGGACUUCCAGAAUGCAACAAAGCUCCAGAAUAUCUCUCUUAUUUUGACUUGUUCUUAUUAAGCCGACCAUUCAUAAGAUACUACUCCUCGUAACAAAGCAAAAUGCUAGCAACACCAAUACCAUGGGAUCGAAUCCCACACAACACACCAACUAAUAAAAAAUGUAAAAUCUUUAAUGCACUUUAAGGAUGCUGCUUUGGAUGCAAAUACCUUUCAAAAGCAUAAACAUCUAUUUGUCAUAAAACAUGUUAUACAACAAAAUAUGACAGUUCCUUAAAACGUACUGCUUUCAAAACUCGACAAAGCUCCAGAAUCUCUCUGUCCUUUUUGGACUUACACAGCUGACCAAUCAUAAGAUAUCCAACAGCAGGGAAUCUGAAGUAUAAAACGGCCUGGGACUCUGAACAUCUGUCCAGUGCUGUUGGGUUGCCAUCCGUACCCAAAUGCCCGAACCUCUCCAAACACUCAAAACCAUGUUGUUCAUUAUCUAUCUGAGUCUGUGGAGCGUGCUGGGGUCGCACGGUCAGAGCACGAUCGGCACAACGUCUCAAACCUUCGUGACAUCUGGAGAGGACAACGGGCAGUGCACGACCUGUCAGUUCAGACAGCAGAGUAAGCUCAUGCGUCUGCACUCCAUAAAGUCUCAAAUUUUGAGCAUCCUGCGUCUGGAACAGGCUCCCAACAUCAGCAGGGACACGGUCAAGCUGCUCCUGCCCAAAGCACCACCGCUUCAGGAGCUCCUGGACCAGUAUGACCAAAACGGUGGAGUAAGCGAAGAUGAAGAACAGGGCAGCAGCGAGACCAUCAUCACGAUGGCCACGGAACCUGAUGGUGUGUACUUUGAACUGUCCGGAGAACGUUUUAAGUUAAGAGUCCUUCCUUCAGCUGUUGAAAUAGCUCAAGCUAUCACCCAAGGGGAGGGGAUGCCGAAAUGUUGCAUGUUCUCGCUGAGCCCCAAGAUUUUACCUGACAGCAUUCUGAAGGCCCAGCUCUGGAUCUACCUGAGACCAGCUGAGGAACCGACAACAGUUUUCAUCCAGAUAUCACGCCUGAAGGUACCUUCAGAGGGGACCGGUCGCUCCAGAAUACGCUCCCAAAAAAUAGACGUCAACGCUCAGACGAACUCCUGGCAACAUAUUGAUAUGAAGCAGCUGUUACAGUCAUGGCUGAAACAACCAGAGAUUAACUUCGGGGUUGAAAUUAAAGCCUUCGACGCGAACGGAAACGACCUGGCUGUAACUUCUGCGGAAUCGGGAGAAGAAGGACUGCAACCCUUCCUUGAGGUCAAAAUAUCGGACACCGCCAAACGCUCCAGGCGCGACACCGGCCUCGACUGCGACGAGCAUUCCACCGAGUCCCGCUGCUGCCGGUAUCCGCUCACCGUCGACUUCGAGGAUUUCGGUUGGGACUGGAUAAUCGCCCCCAAGCGCUACAAAGCCAACUACUGCUCCGGCGAGUGCGUUCAGAAGUACCCCCACAGUCACAUCGUGAACAAGGCCAACCCGCGGGGCAGUGCGGGACCGUGCUGCACGCCCACCAAGAUGUCGCCGAUAAACAUGCUGUACUUCAACGACCGCGAACAAAUCAUCUACGGAAAAAUCCCCUCGAUGGUUGUGGACCUCUGCGGUUGCUCCUGAACCUUCAACCGUGGGUUCCGGAGUCGCCGUAACACCAAGCCCAAAUCGCUCUGGAACGGAGGGACGUGAAAACAACCUUUGCCUACAUAACCUUUUCUUAAAUAGUUCCAUGCAAAACCAUUUCCACCCAUAAAAACAACUUAGCCAUUUUGUUUGUUUGUUCACAUCAACUGUUGCACACAAAACGACAGGUUUCUUGGUUUGUGAAGGUUUACAUGCUUCCUCUGUCAAUGUAUUUGAGCACAGAGAUGAUACAAUGGGCUUUACCAGGGUGAUACCGUGAUAUAACAAUGUACAAAUUACUUGAAAAGGGACUGUACAGUUGAUUAUUUAUAUAAACUUAUCCCCCAGUGACCCAGAAAAGGACUCAACAUGAUGUCCAAACAACCCUAUCCCAGAUGAUUCAAGACAUUCCUUCUGUUUCUUCAUGUCAGCACGUUUUACUUCUUCAUGAGUCUAGGUUAAAAUCUACACAUUUCAGUAUCAUCUGUAUGCAGUUCAAUUAAAUACUUGUGUGACAAAUGAUGUGCAGUGCGAAUGUUUUUGACACUGCUGUGACGCCACUUCAGCUACCCAUGUGCGCACAUUUUCUAAAAACACUGUCCAUAUUGCCAUUGAAUGCAAUGAAUCAGUUUUAACCUAGAAAUGGACAUAGUGAUUUCUGACCAAUUAGUAGCCUAGAUGUUUUUUUUCCAAACAUGUCAUUUUUGUCGUUCAAAAAUACAAUUUGAUCGUAGUUGUGAUUUUCCUUGUUGUAGCAAGUAAAACGAGUUGUUUGCGUUUGUCCUCAAAAGACCUCUUCAAACUUGUCACCCUAUGACCCCUAACAGAACAACAUUGGCACCAUUUCAAGCAUGUGGCCCAGAUAACGGCGCUCAAAAGCAACAAAGCCAUAUUCUAGGGAAGUCAAACUUCCUACGCCCGUGUUAUUUUGUUCUCUGAAGGCCCCCCAGUGCGUUAGAGGCCCCUUGAGGCAAAAACAGAAGUCUGUUCCCAGCCUAAAAGGACAAUGAGUACACACAGACAUCGAUGUCCUUUUAUAGAAAUGUAGCACUGCCCUUACUCAGCCAAUAUUAUAGAUAUCAACUUUGCAACUAAGCCGUUUUGGGUCACCAUUGACUGACUCCCAUAGUGGGACAAACGACUACUAUGAUAGUCAAUGGAGACUCAUACAAACUUUCAUUAAAAUACCUGUUCAGCACAACAAAGAAAUGUAUACAGGUUUAUAACAACUGGAGGGUUGGCAAAUAAUGACCAAAUCUUCUUUUUUGGGUGAACUAUUCCUUUAAGAAACAACUGUGACAACUUAAAAACGACCACAUUUCCACAUUUAUUCAUAAAGUCCUGUCACUUAAGCAACUAUUUUCACUUUAAGACAAAUUUGUUGCUUGUAUAUAAGACAAUAUAACGCUUAAAAUAGAAAUAACAAACUCUCUUUCUCCGAGUGAUGAAAUACGCUCCUGUCGCAGCUUUCAGUUUCUUAUAAAUCACGUGGCUCGCGAUUCGGCGUGUUGUCCAAAAUUCCA
Messenger RNA from Triplophysa rosa, 4569 nucleotides. RefSeq names its product myostatin a (gene mstna). Bases 1850 to 3043 code for a protein of 397 amino acids. The transcript is spliced from 4 exons. Gene Ontology annotation, cellular component: extracellular region. NCBI's taxonomy places the organism in Eukaryota, Metazoa, Chordata, Actinopteri, Cypriniformes, Nemacheilidae. Gene Ontology annotation, biological process: SMAD protein signal transduction. Gene Ontology annotation, molecular function: cytokine activity; growth factor activity. The record is from RefSeq and is a predicted model, not a curated record.